Molecule: messenger RNA, 315 nt
Organism: Aspergillus versicolor CBS 583.65
Lineage: Eukaryota; Fungi; Ascomycota; Eurotiomycetes; Eurotiales; Aspergillaceae
Exons: 1
Coding region: 102-260 (52 amino acids)
Source: RefSeq, a predicted model, not a curated record
CUCCUGGAUGAGACCCUAGACGCUGACUGUAUCAUGUUCAUGUUUUAUAUUCUAUUUGACCGCGUAUAAGGUAACGGCCUCGGUUAGACGACCAGCGUGUCAUGAAUGCUAUGUAUUUUUUCCACGUUCCUUUUCUCUUAUCUUUCUCUAUGUUUGGUUUUUAUUGGGACCAUACUCCGCCUUUUGCAUACUUCGCUCUCUUAAAGAGACUGGGUAGCCAGAAGGAGCAUGCAGCCACGGUCACUGUAUAUCACGAAUAGAGCUUGCCAUAUGAAACCAAUCAAUAAGUCAUUGACAUGAAAAGCAAAAAAAAAG